AUGCAGCCCAACAGCGCCAGGUUGGAGAAGCAGGCACAGAACGAUGCCGAGUACGAUGACUUCUCGCAGGAUGGCGAGACCACGUCGUUCCUUGACAGGAACCAUUUCAAAGAAAGCGCGAAGCGAAAAGGAAUGACCUACCUUCUAUUGGCGAACCUCUUCGUGUUCACCAUGUCUCUUUUGACAUUGAUCUGCGCUGUAUACGCCCAAAAAUCGCAAUCCACCUACUCUGCAGCGAGACUGAUGGAUGAGUUCGGAGUCUUCUCGCCGGCUAUGAACGUCGUCGAGUAUAGAGAAGUCGAGUUCAAGCUGCCCAGCCCUGUCAACUCCUCAAAGUACGUCGGUGUAUCACAAGAGGUCAACAAUGCAUGGUUAGACAUCGCGUAUGUCCCGGACCAGAUGGUCACUGUGAACGAAUUCCCCAAGCUCAAGAAGCCUAUGGAUUCUCUCAAGGUAUCCGAUCCUAGAUCGGACGAGACGGGAUAUCGCGUUGGCCUUGAGGUCUUCCACCAGCUACAAUGCCUCAACCUCUUGAGGAUGGCGACAUACCCAGAGCAUUACACGAAGCUGCAGUCGGAUGAAAGCAGCAAGCCCGAAGAAGUGCGAGCAUACUUGGGUGAGUGCAACCAAAUUAGCCCUCUUCGUGUACCAACUAACAUCGUUCAAGAUCAUUGCGUGGAGAUACUGCGCACUAAGCUGAUGUGCGCUUCUGAUGUUAGCGUCUUCACCUACCACGCCGUGCCCGGCAAGCAAGCACCAGUGCCCGACUACGACUCGAAACACGUCUGCCGGAACUUCGACAAGAUCAAGCAGUGGGCUACAGAUAAUGCGGUGCCAGCUUUGUAG
Didymosphaeria variabile is the source of this 846-nucleotide messenger RNA. RefSeq lists its product as uncharacterized. The record is from RefSeq and is a predicted model, not a curated record. Lineage: Eukaryota; Fungi; Ascomycota; Dothideomycetes; Pleosporales; Didymosphaeriaceae. Gene Ontology annotation, biological process: mycotoxin biosynthetic process. The coding region runs from base 1 to 846 and encodes 281 amino acids. The transcript is spliced from 2 exons.